Panonychus citri (citrus red mite) is the source of this 1357-nucleotide messenger RNA. RefSeq lists its product as uncharacterized. NCBI's taxonomy places the organism in Eukaryota, Metazoa, Arthropoda, Arachnida, Trombidiformes, Tetranychidae. The annotation marks the transcript as partial. The transcript has a single exon. The record is from RefSeq and is a predicted model, not a curated record.
GAAGUAUUAUCAAAAUCUACAAAGAAAGAUGAUCCAGAAACAAAAGUAGUUGCUGUUACUUCAAGUGCAAAAUCACCAAUCACAUGCAAUCAAGGAAAUAGUAACACUAACAACAACAUUAAUAAUAAUAAUAAUAAUAAUUCAAACUGUUCUCUUGUUACUUCAUCAUCUUCAAAAGUAUCUACUGAUUCUACAAAAUCUGCCUCUGUCUCAUCAUCAGUAACAUCUCCAUCUUCGUCUUCAUCUUCAUCUUCAUCAUCAUCCACAUGUUCAACUACAACUUCAGUAUCAUCGACGUCUUUUGCUACAAAAGCAGCAACAGCGAUCCAAUCACCACCAACAUUAUCUUCAUCGUCUUCAUCACCACCUUCAUCUGCAUCAUCUUCAUCUUCAUCUCGAUCUCCGAAUGUUCCAAACCUCGAUUCAAACAGUUGUGAUAUUGAUAAUGAUAAUUCAAGUCAUUUCAAAGUGCCGAAAAGUCCUCUUACUAAAUCAAGUCCGCGCCAAACUAAAAAUAAUAAUAAUAUUGUUAAUAAUAAUAAUAAUAAUAAUAAUAGUAAUAACGAUAACAUAAUGGAAAUAACUCUAAAAGGAAAAUAUUACUAAUAAUCACAAUGAAAAUGUUAAUAAUAAUACCAACAGUAUCUGCAACAACAACAACAACAAAAGCAACUCAAACUCAAACUCAAAUUCGAGUUCAAACUCGAAUUCAAACCACAUGAAUAGUCCUAAAAGUGGUGAAAGUAAAGAUGAUCAUCCAACGAGUUUCGUAAAAGCAGUUUCGUCUUCUUCAUCUAAAGCUGAUCGAAAUUCAAAAGACAAAAGCAAAGUCUCAACAGUUAAAAGUGAAAAAGCAUGUAAUGGAAUUGUCUCUUCAUCGUCAUCGUCAUCACCUCCUUCGUCAACGAAAACAACAACAACAUCGACAAGCAAUUCAAAGCUCAACAAUAAAAUGAAUUCUAAAUCUAGUGGUGAUAAAAAGGAAGAUUCAGAUCGACCAGAUUCUCAUGAAGAAGAUGAAGGUAUUAAUUUGGACGAAUCGAGUCACAGUAAUGGAAAAAAGUUGACCUUUGCUGAAGUUGCUCGUCGUUCUAAAGCAAAAGCGACCGCAGCAAGUGGAGUGGAAAAGUAAUGACCAGAAUUAUUAUGUAUAAGUGGUUUAUGCAUAUUAUGUGUCAUCAUCAAUGAACAUUUUUGAACUUUUUGUUUGUUUGCGUUUUCCAAACAAAUACAAAUCAUGGGAGAAUCGUCAUUCUCCUACAAACUAAAUUACAUUCAUAAUAUUAAUGAAUAUAAUGAAAACAAUACAAUUAAUGCUGAUAAUGAUAAUAAUUAUAAAGAAAAACAAUAAUGAAAG